AUGAAAUUGGCAACAAAAAUUGAACAACAGCAAAUUAUUACAGUCGACUUAGAAACAUCAGUGGAACACGAGGAUGCGAAUCCAGCAGGGGCCUGGCUCCCCAUCACUGAAUCCAUAAAGGGCAAUGCUUUUACCUUUGCAUCCCAUUUGUUGUGCUCAGGAAUCGAAAUUCGGACCCUAGCACUUCCUAUAGCCUUCAUGCUCCUCGAAUGGCAAGUUGUUAGGGACUGUUUGUUUGUCCAUAGCAUUCUGUUGGCAGCUCUACAUCAAGUGGCUUAUCGUCAAUCUUCACGAAUCACCGUUAGGAUUUCAUCACACCAGAUAUCUCCACCUCUCAACGGUGAAAAAUUGUGGAAGUUGCUGGCUGUAUUCUCAACAAUUUACGUAUCAGAGUGGUUCCCGGUGUUCAUAAGCUUGGCAAUUUUGGUGGCUCAAUUCUAUCCAAACUUGGAUUCCUUAGCACACAUUUCACUCACCGGAUCAAUCUCAGCUGUUGUAUACUGUAGCCUGAUUUGGAUACUGUUCAUCAUCACCAAGGGUAAGCACGAUCUGGAAGGUCCUUGGGAGGCAAAGAUAUCGGGAUUAGAUGGAAUUUGUAAUGUCUUGAAUGGUCUUGGAAUCAUUGCUCUUGCUUUUAGAGGCCACAAUGUUGUGCUAGAGAUACAGGUAACUCAUCAUUUGAAUCCUUUGUAG
Messenger RNA from Fraxinus pennsylvanica, 693 nucleotides. The record is from the annotation of a GenBank genome assembly. NCBI's taxonomy places the organism in Eukaryota, Viridiplantae, Streptophyta, Magnoliopsida, Lamiales, Oleaceae.